AUGAAGCUGAACACGCACGGAAAGGCGCCGGUGUACACAAUCGCCGGUGCAUCGACUGCACGGCCGCUACCCGAAUGGCUCGCGCGCAAGAGGAAGCGCAGUCUGAAGAAGGACGCCGAGUAUGCGAAUCGCGUGGAGCUGCUGCAGGACUUCGGGUUUGAGGAGGCCAGCCAGUGCGUGCGCGUCAGUGAAGACGGCGAGUGGGUGAUGAGCACCGGCACAUACAAGCCGCAGAUCCACGUCCAUUACCUGCCGCAUCUAUCGCUGUCCUACGCCCGCCACACCAACACCGUCAAUGAGACAUUCAUCAUCCUUUCGUCAGACUACAGCAAAUCGCUCCAUCUGCAGACAGACCGAUUCUUGGAGUUCCACACACCAGCCGGCUUGCACUACACCACCCGAAUACCCCGAUAUGGACGAGAUCUCAAGUACAACCGUCGCACGGCGGAGGCACUGGUACCUGCUGUGGGAGUCAAUGCGGAUGGCAACGGCGAGGUGUUCCGCUUGAACCUGGACGUGGGACGCUUUAUGAAAGGCUACGAGGUGGACGUUGGGGGCGAUGACAUGGACACAUUCGGCGGUGGCGCAUUGCAAGGAGGCAUCAACACCGGUUCAGUCAACUGUGCAGCUAUCGCCGAAGAAAGUCAUGGACUGCUGGCCUUUGGCACUUCGCUCGGAACUGUGGAGUGCUGGGACUCUCGUUCCCGAAACCGCGUCGCAGUACUCACAUCGCCACGCUCAGCUGCGGAUCUCGACAUUGACGCACGGCCCGAAAUAACCGCAUUGGCUUUCGAUCGCGAGGGACUGGACUUGGCUACCGGCAGUAGCAACGGGAUAGUACGCACAUACGACAUUCGCCAACAAGCAUCCGUCUGGGACAAGCAACAGGGCUACGACUAUGCCAUACAAACGCUCUCGUAUCUCAACCCGCCAUAUGGCGACUCAACUAAGCUGUUGAGUGCGGACAAGAAGGGCAUCAAGAUCUGGGAAGCUGAAUCUGGCGAGUACUGGACUGGCGUAGAACCGGCGGUAGACCUGAACCACGUCGAGUGGGUACCUGACAGUGGCAUGCUACUUACCGCAAAUGAGGGCAGACAACAACAUUCCUUCUUCAUCCCACAGCUUGGUCCGGCGCCGAAGUGGUGCGCAUUUCUGGAUAAUCUGGUCGAUGAGAUGGCGGAAGAUCCGGACGAUCCGAACGCUUUCAAGACAUCGGGCACCGCUGCCGGUGAGGUGUACGACAACUACAAAUUCCUGGACACCAAGCAGCUGCGCGAUCUCAGCUUGGAUCACUUGAUCGGCACUACGAACUUGCUCAGACCGUACAUGCAUGGUUACUUUGUCGAUCAGAAACUGUACGAGCAGGCACGACUUCUGACAAAUCCCGAUAUUGCAGAGCAACAGCGACAGAAGAGCAUCCAGGAGAAGAUCAACAAAGAGAGAGAAAGCCGGAUCCGAGGGACCAAGAAAGUUGCAGUCAAGGUCAAUCGAAAGUAUGCCGAGAAGCUGGCAGCACAAGAAGAGGCCAACGAGAAGAGGAAAGCACAGCGUGUAUUGCGACAAGGUGGAGACGAGCCCGCACAGAAGAAAGUGCGAAGCGAAGCAGAUGCGGACGAUGUACAGGAAGAGGAGCCCAAGGGCCUGGUCGAUGAUCGUUUCAAGGCGCUCUUCGAGAGCGAAGACUUCGAGAUCGACGAGACGAGUCGCGAGUUCGCCAUGCACAAUGCAUCGACUGCGCCUUCAGCUCCCGGCAAGAAGACCGGUCUUACUGCCGUGGAGGAGGAAGAACUGGACGAUUCGCGUGCUCGCAGUUCUGACCAUCAGGAUGAUGAUGAGUCGGAAGCUGAAGCUCCAGUGCCCCGGAGGAAGCCAGAUGAGCUUGCAGAUUCGAAGGGUCGCAUCGGUUCGACCUCAUACAAGAAAUCUGGCAAGCGGUCUCAGGAACAGCGGCAAGGGCCCACGAUGCAAGUUUCCUCAUCAAAUCGGGCCAAGUCACGGCCUCAAGAUCGACGCAACAAGUCGUUUGGCGAUCUUGCUGCCACCAAUUUGCCUGCUCGAGAGAAGAAAGCCACCGUAUCGUUUGGUGACGAAAGGCCGUUUGGUGAGAAAGAAGUCACGUUCGCACCGUCCAAACCACAGAAGAAAAGUCAUCGACAGCAGCAGGCAUCGGCGGAUGAUGGCCGAAAGAUCAGUCGGGGCAAAGAGAGACGAAGUGCGAGCGGUAAUGUGUUCAGACGGAUGUGA
Molecule: messenger RNA, 2244 nt
Organism: Fulvia fulva
Lineage: Eukaryota; Fungi; Ascomycota; Dothideomycetes; Mycosphaerellales; Mycosphaerellaceae
Product: Ribosome biogenesis protein ENP2
Exons: 2
Coding region: 1-2244 (747 amino acids)
Biological process (GO): maturation of SSU-rRNA from tricistronic rRNA transcript (SSU-rRNA, 5.8S rRNA, LSU-rRNA)
Cellular component (GO): nucleus; small-subunit processome; 90S preribosome
Molecular function (GO): protein binding
Source: RefSeq, a predicted model, not a curated record